Molecule: messenger RNA, 3620 nt
Organism: Caenorhabditis auriculariae
Lineage: Eukaryota; Metazoa; Nematoda; Chromadorea; Rhabditida; Rhabditidae
Source: the annotation of a GenBank genome assembly
AUGCCAUCCGGUUUUCACCGUUUGACCUACACGAUCAAGGUCACGUCACGCAACCUUUUUUUCGUCAAGUAUUAGUCUAUUUUUUCUGAUUUGAAAUGCGAGAUGGGUGGGUUGGCUAGAGGGAAGCGUUGCGUAUGCGUCGCGGCUUUUCGCGCGGAACUCGAGGAAGAAAAAAAGGGGACUCGCAUUUGACUCUGAGCUCCCCACGGAGAAGCCGCGUCGCGUACGCAACGCGUCACCCCUGCCAAUCUAUCUAUCUCUCCUUUCAAGUCGGGAAGGAUUAAUUACAGAUUGGCAGAGUGAAGCGUUGCGCAUGCGUCGCGGCUUUUUGCGAGGAACUCAAAGAAGAAAAAAAAGAGAAGGGGGCUCGCAUUUGGCUAAGAGCUCCCCGCCGUAAAGCCGCGUCUCCGCCCUACAGUACCUUUUCGUGUCGAUCACUUAUCGCGAAAGCUUCUAUGAUCCUUUAAUAGCGCUACUGUGUUCAAUGUUUUUUAAUCAAACAGCUUCAAAAAAAAUCCUUAAAUGCAGCGCUAUUAAAGGAUCAUCGUCAAUAAAACAUCGAAGCGAAAGAUACUGUAGCCACGGGCGGCUCACAACCAAAACUGACUAUUUAGAGAAAUAGUUCAUUUUGCGAGGCGUGAAACUCGUUACAUUUUCUCUAGAAAACUAAAAACUUCAAAAAGACAUAAAUUCUAGCUCCCACAAAAUAAACAUAUGUAUAGUCCAUUUCUUGUGGGUUUGAAAGGAUUUCUCUGCACCCUCCUCGUCUCUCAGCGACCAUCUCGAGAUGACGUGCUAUUUUCAUGUUUCUCUGACCUCCCCGGCGAGAGAACAGAGAGAAAACCCUCAAGUCGUGGUGGACGGACUAUAGAGAAAAAAUCUUGAAAAGGCAAAAAAAAAAAUUUAUUUUCAAAGCACAUAUAGAUUUAUUUUAAAAGUCUUUUCGAAGUAAAAUAUUAUGAAAACCAUUGUGUAACUACUAGACAUAAAACUUUGAGAAAUGGGAGCCAAAUAGUGAUUCAUAACAAAAAGAACUUCCACAGCAACCAAAACCUUGCAUUUUUCAGUUCGAAAUGCUCCGAAUUUCGCUGCUUCUCCUUUCCUUUACUCCUUUUUGUAACGGUCAGCAAAAAUAUUUUAUUUGAAGUCAAAAAAUAAUAUCCAUAAUCCAGGCUAUACCUACGCGAAACUCUUCGCCUACGACACGAUAAAUGUACCAGAUUACCCGGCAACGGCGAGUGAGGAAGAUUCGAAACAAAAAUGCGAUAUGUACAGAGACUGCUCAGUAAGACUUUUUUCGAAGUUUCUGAGCGAAAUUCUUUUCACAUCUUUGAUAGAGCAGAAAAGACUCUUUUUUGAGCUACACCUCAUGAGAAUUUUAAAAAAAUGUAUAAUUUCACAAACGAAAAAUAAAAUCUCUUCGACCGAUUUACUGUUUUGAGUGGAUCCAAGUUUCCUUUACAUAAUAUCCAAUAAAAAAUAAUCUAGCGGAAACGGACAAAAUAUCUGAAAAUGUGACCUUCUUUGGAGCGACAGAGUGGUCCCUAGAGGGCCUUCGGGUUGGUUGAAAAAAGGUAAAGUGGUUUAGAACACUAAACGUUCCAAAAGAGGCCUCUAUAGGGGUUUCAGUUAGUGGCCACUCUAGGGUAUCAUGCAUGUUCACCUAUAUGAAGCAUUUUCAUGCGAAUGGCGUUUUUCGAAUGAAAAAUAUCGAUAGAGGAUCAAUCGUUCAAUUUUUAUUAAAUAAGUACUUUGAACUAUCCAGAAGACUUCUAUAGGGACCUCUUAAGCUUUAAGGGGGGCUAGAUAUCAAGCCACUAUAGGGACCACUCUGGCGUUCAAAAAAAAAAAAACCCAGCUUUCAAAGAGAAAAAAUGUUUACAGGGCUACUCAACAACCCAAAGGUCGGAAAACUUUUUCUUCUUGUUCAAUGAGAAUCCUGUACUUGUUUUUCAAAUGCUCGACCGGAAUGAGCUCGUCAGGAACGCCAAUAAUAAAUCAAUCGUAUUUCUGAAAAUCGGAAAAUCUCUAACAACAUGUCCAGAAAUGAUCUACGACAUCGAAAUGGUAUUGUAAAGAAUGUUUCUUGCUAAUCAAUUUCUUCAUCAUUUUUCUUGCUCAGACGUGGAGCGAAUGGACUUGUUGUGGAAAAAAGAGGUGCGGAAUGUUCGGUACCUCUUGUCGCUGGAAGUGGACGUAUGAUCAAUCGAGCUAUUGGUAGGAUCUCAAUAUACAUCUGAGAACCUCCAAUCUCAAAAAGAAGAGGACAAGGCCGCCGAUUACAAGAGCUCCGUCCAAACUUUGUCCCGGUCCGCAAUAUGCCGUCGCGUGUACGUAACGUGUAUGCAGACUCCAUUUUUUUUUUCGCGCGUCAUUUUUCUUGGAGCGAAAGAGUGGUCCCUAGAGAUGCUAGCAAAAAAAUAUGCUCCCUGGAGAGCUAUAUUUAGGUGGUCUUUAUAGGGGUUUAGGCUCUGGGAAAGGAACAGAAAAAGAUUAAAGGUUCCCUAGAGUGACCGAUUUUUCUGCCUUUCUCCGGAAUCUACCAAAAGGCGCGAAAAUUUUUCGGAUGAUGAACUAGUACACGAUUUUUGAACAACGAUAGAAAAAAAACGGCGUAGAAAAAAAAAUGAUGUCUGCAUACACGCGACGGCGUAUUGCGGACCGGCCCCAAUUUGAACGGCGCUCUUGGAAAAAUAAUAUUCUAGAAUUGGAAAUCGAAUUUCGAAAAUAGUUUCGAAUUUGGAAAAAAAAGUUUCGAAAACCUCCACGAAAUUUGCAAUGAGAAUACACUAAGAAUAACUGCCGAGAUAAACGCGAGACACUGGCGGUACAUUGACGAGCUCGCAAACAUCUCGCUUUUUUUCUCGCGCCGGUCUCGCAUUUUUCUGGGCGCGAGCUCGCAUUUUUCUAGGCGCGAGCUCGCAUUUCUCUCGCAAUUUGAAAAUUUCCGAAAUGCAAGAUAAAUGCGAGAUGGCGUCGUGAAAAAUGCGAGGUCGCGCCGAGAGAAAUGCUGGAUCGCGCCUAGAAAAAAGCGACAUUUUUGCGAGUUAGUCAAUGUACCGCCACCGAGCUCGCAUUUAUCUUGUCAGUUAUUCUUAGUGUAGGUUCGUGUGGAAAACUUCUUUUUUUUUUCUUAAAUUUGCCGACUUUGUCCCGUGGAGCGUACUUUUGAAAAAGUCGUCACAUAGUUUUGCAAAACCUCUUUGCUCAUUUGGCCUUUUUUUCAUACUCGGACCUUGGUAACGCGAACGGGACGCGAAUCGGACGUGUCGGGGCAUUUCUAGUGACCACUUUAGUAGCCUUAACGCUCUUAAGUGAUCCCUUGAAUCGCCCAGAAACGUCCGGAGCACGUCCGUUUCGCGUUACCAAUGUCCGAGUACAUCCAAGAAUGCUAGACAUUUUUUAAAAUGAAAAAAGGGCGUUUUUGAUCAUUCACGUGGAGUAAAUGAUUCAUUUCGGAAGUUUUGGAAAAAGUUAGUAUUUCCAGAAAAAAAAAUAAUUUUUUGAGGGUCAUCACUAAGGAGGACCCGACGCCUUGUGGGACAACUCAACCUUGUCCGAACUCACCGGAAUGCCGCGACGGCUUCGAACUCAAAGACGGAUUUUGCGACGCCAUUUGA